CAAUCUUUUGGUCAUCUUAAAGCCUAAUUAAUCACAUUUUCAUCAAACACCAAAAAUGAAGCAAGGUGCGUUACAACUUGGAGUUGCCCCACCUGCAAAUAGAGGCAUUGCCAUACUUGACUUUUUCCUUAGGCUCGUCGCCAUCGUUGGAACCCUAGCCAGCGCUAUCGCUAUGGCUACAACUAAUCAAACGCUUCCCUUUUUCUCUCAGUUUGUUCGCUUUCGAGCCAAGUUCAACGAUCUUCCUUCCUUUACGUUUUUCGUGGUGGCCAGUUCCAUAGUGUGCGCGUACCUCAUUCUUUCGCUAGCUUUCUCCAUCCUACACAUAGCAAAAGCCAAGGCCGUGAACACUAGGUUCCUACUGCUCUUUCUCGACACGGCCGCUAUGGGUUUACUGAUGGCUGGUUCAGCAGCAGCAACGGCUAUAGUGCAGUUGGCGCACAAGGGCAACAAUAAGGUCAAUUGGUUCGCAAUUUGUCAACAAUAUAAUGAUUUCUGCAAACGGGUGUCCGGGUCUUUGAUUGGUUCGUAUGCUGGAGUCGUUGUGCUGAUUCUUUUGAUAUUGCUUUCGGGUGUGGCUCUUUCAAGACGUUAAUUUCUUUACCAUUUGGUCUUUGUUUCGGAUCUUGCGUUCUCAAAGUUGUGUUCUUUUUCUUGUGCAUUUGGUUUAUCGUGUGUAUAUUUACGAUAUUCACCCAUUGUGAUAUUUGUAAUGAAAUUUGCAUUAAUUUGAUCAUUUUCGUUUCACAUAAA
Molecule: messenger RNA, 753 nt
Organism: Helianthus annuus (common sunflower)
Lineage: Eukaryota; Viridiplantae; Streptophyta; Magnoliopsida; Asterales; Asteraceae
Product: casparian strip membrane protein 1
Exons: 3
Coding region: 56-595 (179 amino acids)
Source: RefSeq, a predicted model, not a curated record